UCAUUGUGUUUAUGCAAUUAGAGGAAUCAAUGGAGCUCACAAAAAAGGUCAGAAAUUAUAUACCUAAUGAUAUUUCUUUCGAUAUUCUAUCCAAAUUGCCUAUGAAAUCUUUAAAGCGGUUUACUUGUGUAUGUAAGUUUUGGGCUAACUUAUUUGAAAAUCAUCAACUUAUGAAAAUGUAUCGCAAACAUUUAUACUUAUCUAAUUAUGAUGAUCACCAUUAUUCACGUCUCCUCCUAAAACAAACUCCUGCUAGUUAUGAAUUUGAUGGUAAUGAUAAUAUAUUUUUAUUUUCUGGUGAAACAUUUGGGAAUAGCAUCAAGUUAGAUUGGCCGCCUCCGUUUAAAGAAAAUUGUAGAGAUAUUUUUAUUGUUGGUUCAACUGUUAAUGGCAUACUUUGUCUCUGUCAAGGAGAUGGAAGAGGUGACACUAGUUGGAUUAACCAAAAAGUGGUAUUGUGGUGCCCAUAUACCGAGGAAUUUAAUGUCAUUCCUGAUGGCUCUUUUGAUCGUACAAUUCUCAAAGCAUUUCCUCCCGACUCUGUUUUUGAUGACUUACCUAUUAUUCCUACCAUUGUUAACAUUCAUGGUUUUGGUUACGACCCUGUCACAGAUGAUUACAAGUUAAUUCGAUAUUUUUGUUUCUUUGAUGAUAUCAAGAAUUCAAAUCCAAAUGAAGAGACCUUAUGGCAAAUUUAUAGUUUAAAGAGUAAUUGUUGGAGGGAUCUUCAAGUUAAAAUGCCAAAUCACUUUUGGAAUAAUUGGUUUCAAGAAGUUGGUUAUUCAAUGUACUUUCAUGGGAUGUGUCAUUGGUGGGGCUAUGAAGAUUAUUUUGGAGAAGAGAUAUUGGUGUCAUUUAACUUGAGUGAUGAAGUCAUUAUUGAAACACCCUUCCACUCUAAUUGUGGUAGAUUUGUUAAACACUUGGUGGUGUUACAUGAUUCUAUUGCUGCGAUUGAAUAUGGAAAUUCUUUUUAUUUUUUCAUAUCAAUUUUAGGUGAGAUCGGUGUGGAGGAAUCAUGGACGAGACUUUAUAGAAUUGGACCCCUACCUGAUAUGGAACCCAUUGGGGUUGGCAAUAAUGGUGAUAUAUUCUUCAGUGGAUGGCUUGAAAAAAUUGAAAAGUUUAAUUUAAAUACAGAACUAAUUGAAGAUACCGGUAUUAAUGGAAAGUUUAGAUGUUGUCAAAUGAUUGUUUAGAAUGAUAGUCAUCUUCCUUUCGUCGAAAGUCAUAUUUAAUUUUUUUCUAAGCUUUAAGUUUUAGCUA
Messenger RNA from Vicia villosa (hairy vetch), 1266 nucleotides. Its product is annotated as F-box/kelch-repeat protein At3g06240-like. The transcript has a single exon. The record is from RefSeq and is a predicted model, not a curated record. Bases 12 to 1199 code for a protein of 395 amino acids. NCBI's taxonomy places the organism in Eukaryota, Viridiplantae, Streptophyta, Magnoliopsida, Fabales, Fabaceae. Gene Ontology annotation, molecular function: protein binding.